AUGUCCCUGGACUUUCAAUUCUACCAGUACACCCCAUCUUUGGCCGCAGCCAUCAUUGCGUGCAUUUUAUUUUGCAUUGCAACCCUUUUUUGUGCAUAUCAAUUCACAGCAGCAUUGAGAAAUCGAAGUCAAACGGCAUUGAAAAAAAUUUUAUCGCUUAUUCCUUUUCUAUUGGGAGGUUUAUUUGAAAUAGUUGGGUAUGGAGCUAGAGCUCUGUCUUCUAAGAACGACGAAUCAUUGACUCCCUAUAUCAUUCAGUCGCUUCUUUUGUUGGUUGCACCAGCGUUAUUUGCAGCCACUAUAUAUAUGACAUUGGGGCACGUUAUUCGGGUUACAGGAUGUGAAAACCUCUCGGUUAUACCAUUGAAGUGGCUUACCAAAAUCUUUGUAUGUGGAGACGUUCUUUCGUUUCUUGUUCAGGCUGGGGGAGGAGGUAUUAUGUCUCAAGGACAAGACCAAAUGAAACUUGGCGAACAUAUUGUUAUUGCUGGAUUGAUCAUCCAAAUAGUCUUCUUUGGCAUUUUCAUUGUUGUGAUGAGUGUUUUCCAGUACAGAAUAAGCCAAAGACCUUCGCCAGCUGCUAUGCAUUAUCGUUAUCAGCCUUCAUCAACUCGAAACUGGCAGAUGAUUCUUGUGAUUUUGAUGAUCUGUUCUGUGUUGAUCUUUGUCCGUUCUGUCGUUAGAUGUGUUGAAUAUGCCCAGGGCAACGACGGAUACAUUAUUUCUCAUGAAGUGUUUCUUUAUGUGUUUGAUGGCCUCUUGAUGUUUUUGAAUAUGGUGGUGUUUAUGUCCCAAAAUUUGGGCUCAUACUACAACAGGGACUUUCGUUCUAGCCAACAUUUGGCAGUGCAGCCUAUAUAUGACUGGGAAAAGUAG
This is a messenger RNA of Meyerozyma guilliermondii ATCC 6260, 876 nucleotides long. RefSeq names its product RTA1 domain-containing protein. Gene Ontology annotation, cellular component: membrane. The record is from RefSeq and is a predicted model, not a curated record. The transcript has a single exon. Bases 1 to 876 code for a protein of 291 amino acids. NCBI's taxonomy places the organism in Eukaryota, Fungi, Ascomycota, Pichiomycetes, Serinales, Debaryomycetaceae.